This is a messenger RNA of Morone saxatilis (striped sea-bass), 6159 nucleotides long. RefSeq names its product zinc finger protein 609-like. Gene Ontology annotation, biological process: regulation of transcription by RNA polymerase II. Gene Ontology annotation, cellular component: nucleus. The record is from RefSeq and is a predicted model, not a curated record. NCBI's taxonomy places the organism in Eukaryota, Metazoa, Chordata, Actinopteri, Moronidae.
GGCAACAUGUGGAUAAAUGGGACAGGAACGAGUAGACCGUGAGGAUUCUCUAACCCUUGCCCCCGAGUCCCAACCGUCUGAGAGGGUGUCGGACCUCACUGAGGCAAUCCUGGGCCGUUGGCACUAAAAUGUCCCUAAGUGGUGGCACUGCAGGCGGGAAAGGUGUGGACUCUAAUGCGGUGGACACUUACGACAGCGGGGAUGAGUGGGAUAUCGGUGUUGGAAAUCUGAUUAUCGACCUUGACGCUGACUUAGAGAAGGACAAACUUGAGAUGUCUGGCACCAAGGACGGCAUGGCGGCACCGCCCAGUGCAGUGGCAGCGUUGCCUGACAACAUCCGGUUUGUUAGUCCAGUGUCUGGCUCUCAAGGCAAGGAAAGCAAAUCCAAAUACAAGCGCAGUAAGAACUCUAAAGACAAUAGUAGCAAAGCUUCAGCUGGAGAUGGGGGCAAAAAAGACACUACAGGACGGACUCAAGGGGAGCCGACGGGCACGGCAGCGAGUGCAGGAGCUGCUGGCAACAAUUCCACCUCUGGGAAGAACAUGGAGAAAGGGGGCAAAGCCUCCAGAGGUGUUCUGAGUGGUAAAAAGGAGAAAGAAGGGGCUAAAAGUAAGAAGGACAAAACAGAUGGAGCCCCAGUCGUGGCAAUAGCUGCUGCAGAGAAGGAUGUUGUGUCUCAAGCCCAAGUUGCUUUGGGGAGUAGUCGUAAUACGUCCUUUGAGAACACACAAUCAACAGACUUGGCAGAAGCCAAUCAAAUGGGGAAUAUUGCACUUGAACCUGUUGGGAUAGUACCAGCAUUGACCACAAAAACUGAACCAGAGGAGGUGGAAAAUGGUAAUAGUGAAUGCAAGACGUUAAAGAAGGUGAAAAAUGAAAAGAUGGAAUCUCCCGUCUCCACGCCAGCCCCUCCUCCCCUCCACCUCCUGGCCACAGUAGGCAACAGUGAGAUCGCCUCGCCGUGUGAGCAGAUAAUGGUGCGCACACGCUCAGUGGCGGUGAACACAUCUGAUGUGGCCCUGGCUACUGAACCUGAAUGUUUGGGGCCCUGCGAGCCUGGUACCAGUGUUAAUCUCGAAGGCAUCGUGUGGCAGGAAACUGAAGACGGCAUGCUGGUGGUCAAUGUUACUUGGAGAAACAAGACAUAUGUGGGCACCCUGUUGGACUGUACACGGCAUGACUGGGCUCCCCCCAGGUUUUGUGAAUCCCCUACAAGUGAUCUUGAGAUGAGGAAUGGCCGUGGUCGAGGUAAGCGAAUGAGACCGAAUAGCAACACCCCUAUCAACGAGAACAGCAACUCAUCAGACAACAAGGGCACCACCAACAACAAGACGCGUGCCGCUGCCUCUAACAGCAAGGGCCGGAGGGGUAGCCAGACGCCAUCAGAGCGCCGCACCCCGCCUAACUCCAACACAGAGGACAUCAAGGCCAGUCCCUCCUCAGCUGGAAAACGCAAGACCAAACCAGCCUCAGACAUGGAACCCAAUUCCAGCUCAGAGGACACCAAAGGCAACAAACGUAUGCGGACAAACUCCAACAGUGGAGGGGUGGGACCGGCAGGUCUCCCUAUCCCUUCUAUUAAGACUGAGCCACUUCCACCUCCCCUCGAUCGCAGCUGCCCCUCUCCAGUUCUCAUUGACUGCCCACACCCUAACUGCAACAAGAAGUACAAGCACAUCAAUGGUCUGAAGUACCACCAAGCCCGUGCCCACAAUGAUGAUGAUAUAAAGUUGGAAUUAGAUGGAGACAGUGAAUAUGGAGAGGACUCAACUCUCCACCCUGAACCAGGGAACUGUAAUGGAGCCUCUAUCUCUCAGAAAGGAUGCUUGUCUCCAGCACGUUCGGUUACUCCAAAAGGCAGGAACUUUGAUGCUCAAAGCCCUUCCCCAUCUCCUGGAAAGUUUGGUUCAAAGCAGAGUAAAAAGAAAAUAGCUGAGACCGAUCCAGAAACGGGGGGUACACCGACAGACGGGUGCGAAGAUGGGCUAUGCCUUACUGAUGAGGCCAGUAACGAUGGUAUAGAUGAUAAGAGGGGGUCCAAAAAGGGUAGCACUGGCACAAAGGCUGAUAAAAUGUCCCAGAAAAACAUGAAGUCACCACGGCCCAUAGGCACUGGCUCUACAACAUCCCAACAGAUGUAUUCUUUUCCUCCUGGAAACCCAAAUUCUUCCCCGGGGCUUACCCCAAUGAUACAAGGAAUCCCCAAGAGUCCCCAAAUGAAAGGCACACAGCCUAAACCUCCUGCCAUUGGAGACCCUGCUUCGAGUAGCUCCAAAGACAAGAAGAAGAAAGACAAGAAGAAAAAAGAUGGGGGGAAGGAGGCUGACAGCCCCAAACCUCCGGGAAAGGGAGGAAAACUGGAGGAAGGAAAGCUUCCGUACUCUGAACCUUGUGAUCAGGGAAAUAAAGGGGAAGGACUCCUCAAUGGUUCCUCAGAUCCACAUCAGAGUCGCUUGGCCAGCAUCAAGGCUGAGGCUGACAAGAUUUACAGCUUUUCUGACAAUGCCCCUAGCCCAUCCAUUGGUGUAGCCAGUCGGAUAGAUGGCAGUGGAAUGCCACAGCCUCUCACGCCGCUUCACGUGGCGAACCAGAAUGGUGCUGAUAACUCUUCAGUCAAAACCAAUAGCCCAGCAUAUUCAGACAUUUCAGAUGCUGGUGAGGAUGGUGAAGGGAGACUUGAAGGUGUCAAAGUCAGGACAGAGGACCAAGCCAUCAGGGAAAGUGUCAAAAAAGCGCUGUUUCCGAACCAGACACCCAGCAAAGAUUAUCCCAACUAUCCCAACUAUGACACUUAUUACUCACCCAAUUACGUCAACCCCAGUCCUAGCGGGCCCAAUCCAGGCACACCAGUGGCUGAAGGUCAGGUUAAGAUAAAAAAGGAAGAUGACCAGGACCAAGGUGAGGAAAAAGUCAAGGUUGAGGUCCAUGAAGACCGCAAACCUGACAGUAGUGGUCCUGGCCAGCAGCAGCAGCAACAACAACAGCAGCAGCAACAGCAACAACAACAACAGCAGCAACCCUCAGUCAUCCAACAGCGAUCCAACAUGUACAUGCAGCCUCUUUACUACAACCAGUAUGCUUAUGUCCCGCCGUAUGCAUACCAUCCCGAUCAAGCCUACCAUAACCACUUGAUGAACACCAACCCAGCCUAUCGGCAACAGUACGAGGAGCGGCAGCGACAGAUGGCUGAACAGCAUCGUGCUGCUGAAAAGAAGUCAGACGUAGCCAUAAAAGAACGAGAGGCCUCCAUGAAGGAGGAGUGGAAACAAAAAAGCCCCAUGCCACCAAGCCUCUCCAAAGCCCCAAGUCAGUCAGACCUUGGAAAGACGUCGCAGCCCUCAAGUAAAUCCAGGGACUCGCCAUCUGAGCCCUCCUCCAAAUCCCUGGGAAUAAAGGUGGAGGACCCAAAGUCCCAGCAAGCCGAGGGGCUGAAGAUGAAGCUGACCGAAGGGGGCCACCAUGGAAAGGAAGACUCCAAGCAAGCACUGGAGUCCAGAGGUCAGGCAGGGAUGGAGCAGGCUAUGUGGUACAGACAGCAGUAUCCCGAGAGCCAGAAGCCCCAAGCAGAAGAUGAGCACCAGCAACAACCACCUCGAUGGAAAGAUGAAAGGGACAGAGAACGGGAGCGCGAUCGUAAAUUAAAGGAUGACAGGCCCAGGCCCAAGGACAGUCAAAGUGGGCCCAAGGAGGACAGCAAAGAGGGUAGUGAUCCCAGGAUCACUUCUGAGGAACACCGGGCCAUGAGCAAAGACUCUCGUUCUAAUCCUCACAUGCAGUUCUCAUCACCACUAGCACAGCACCAAGGCUACAUGCCCUAUAUGCAUGGUUACCCCUAUGGACAAGGCUAUGACCCCAACCACCCUGGAUACAGGGGCAUGCCCACAGUCAUGAUGCAGAAUUACCCAGGUUCGUACCUACCCGGAGGCUAUCCAUUUUCUCCAUAUGGCAGUAAAAUAGCCGGAGGUGAGGAAGGUAGCGACAAAUCUCGCGCUAGCCCUACUGUCACCAAAACAGCAACGGACUCCAAAGCCCUGGAUAUCCUGCAUCAGCACGCCAGCCAAUACAAGAGCAAAUCCCCAACAGUAGGUGACAAGCCACCCCAUGACAGGGAGAGGGAGCAGGACCGAGGAGCUGGUGGAGACAGAGAUCGGGAAAGGGAGCGUGAGCGGGAAAGAGAAAGAGACGUGGACCGACCACGAUCCUCACCCUCCCAGCGCAUGAUGCCCUCUCACCACCACCUGGGAUACCCCCUGCAAUACGACCUGUCAUACGCCACAGGUCUCUCCUCAUCAGCUAUUGUUGCCAGCCAACAAGCAGCAACCCCCACCCUCUACCCACCACCACGGAGGUGAGAACGGGAAACCUGACCGUCACACCUCAACCCUGCAAAGAUUCAUGUGACUGGCUCACAUGAGAAGAAAAUCUCCCGGGUGUUACCUUUUAGACAUCAGUUGAAUGGUGUUUCUAUCUAUAUUUUUAGUUCUUCUGCCCCACGGAUAGGCAGAUUGUCGACUCUUUUUCUUUUUUUUUUUCCCCCUCCCCUCGUAAGUGACCCCAAAUUUUCCAGACCUUGGACUGUAACAGGACUGAUAGUAACCCAGGUUCAAAGCCAUCACUCUGCCUCAUCACGCAGAGGAAACACCAACCCGCUGAUUAUCUAGUCUUUGCACUGUCAACAAAUACAAUGCAAAAAGAGACAAUUGGACUGCCAGAAAAGCUUUUUUCUUGUUGUUAUUAUUUGUUUUUUCUUUUUUCAUUGACUGCAUUGUUUUUUGUCACACGCAGAAAGAAAUUGGCAGGGGAUGUUGGGUGGCUGAUGGGGGGGAAAGGGGAGUCAAACUAAAUUAAAGACUGAAAAAAAAAGUGAAUCAUAUUGAAAUGAUUUCAACUCUAUGUCUUUGGCUUAUUGUACGCCGUGAAACAACAGUAUAUCCUUAACUUGACAAAUGUUUGGCUAUAUUUCGUGGGGAGAGGGAAUAUGGCAACAGCUGCUUUCUUCAGAGACUUAAGAGCCUGAGACUGAAGUUUUUUAAUUUUCCAUCGUCAUUGUUGAUUCCCAUCCUCUUUUGAACCCUCAGUUCUUGUUUCAGGGAUGAUGUCGUCAUGUUUUGCGAAGGGACCGCGCACACCUCAAUGGAGAAUAAACACUAUUCAUGUUUUCUUUUCUCAGAAAAUACCGUACUCCAUAUCAUUGUGUUCAUCCUUGAAUGUGUCUAAAGCUGGUAUUACUCCUGUUUUUCCUCACAAUGAAAGGGUCACAUCUAUCUUUCCACUCACUCAAACGGUGAAGCCACAUUAGCGAGCGAUGCGUUCACCGGUGGGGGGGUGUCAUCACCGCAUUAGGCCACUCUGUGGGUGUUUCUGUGUUUUUACUGUAAGAUUUGUGCUUUGUUCAGCUCGUCAAGUUUGAUCGUUUUUCUGUAAACAAUGUGAAACUUCACUCAGCUCAUGUAUUUUUCUGCUGUAAUAUAGACUUUUAGCCUACGUUUAUGUGCAUAAAUGUUUAUAUUUAUCCCAGCACGCAACUGUUUAAAAACCUUCACUGUUAAAUAGCUUUGGCCUUGACAGCGUUUAACGUUAUGUGCUCAGAUGAUUUAUGCUGCAGAGUCCCUAAACAUCUCACUGUGCUUCUUCUUCUUUGCCCCAGCUUUGGUCAUCUUGCUGCAGAUUCUUUUUUUAAUUUUUUUAUGUGAUUUACCUUUUAAACUUGGUUCACAUCUCCAUUCAUCCCAGCAUGCAGUGUGCUAUCAGACUGGUUCCAGACCUCUGAGUGUUUCCAGCGAUUCACCAGCAACUCAAACUGACAAUUCAGUCAGUCAGUGAAAACAAAACAGUGAAUCAGUUUGAGUUUGAGGCUAUUGUGUCAAAGGUUGAACAUUUCUCUCGGUGCUUCGCUUGCUCGUGUGGCUUCACCAUAACACACAUUCACCUCUCACAGCUCUUAGCAUGGUUUUCUUACAAGCAGCAAGCUUUGGAUCAGUCCCAGUCUGGGCCAAUGAGUCUGAUACGUCAGACACCAGGUUACUUUUUUCAGUUGCUGUGAGGUCAACUACUGGCACAUUAAACUGCAUGAAAUGACUCCGAACGUCUUUCAGCCGUUACUGUUACAGAUCAAACAUGAACCAUUCAGAUGCAGGUCAAUGAGGUAAAAAAAAAAAA